Molecule: messenger RNA, 1778 nt
Organism: Choloepus didactylus (southern two-toed sloth)
Lineage: Eukaryota; Metazoa; Chordata; Mammalia; Pilosa; Megalonychidae
Gene: TSPAN3
Product: tetraspanin 3
Exons: 7
Coding region: 200-961 (253 amino acids)
Biological process (GO): protein localization to plasma membrane; protein maturation; regulation of vascular endothelial growth factor signaling pathway
Cellular component (GO): membrane
Source: RefSeq, a predicted model, not a curated record
GGGGGAUUGCGGCGGCUGCGCGAAGGAUCUAGGCACCUGCCCGGGCUCGCGCUUCGCGACUGAGCCGGGGCUGCGGGGAUCGCUGCUCAGGCCGCGCAGUUCACGCAGUUUCCAGUGGGGAGGUGCCGCCGCCAUUGCCGCCUCGCUCGGUGAGCGCGGCUCCGCUCGCCGAGCUGGGCCUCCGCGGGCCGCCGGCACCAUGGGCCAGUGCGGCAUCACCUCCUCUAAGACCGUGCUCGUCUUUCUCAACCUCAUCUUCUGGGGAGCAGCUGGCAUUUUAUGCUACGUGGGAGCCUAUGUCUUCAUCACUUAUGAUGACUAUGACCACUUCUUUGAAGAUGUGUACACUCUCAUCCCUGCUGUAGUGAUCAUAGCUGUAGGAGCCCUGCUUUUCAUUAUUGGACUAAUUGGCUGCUGUGCCACAAUCCGGGAAAGCCACUGCGGACUUGCCACGUUUGUUAUCAUCCUUCUCUUGGUUUUUGUCACGGAAGUCGUUGUAGUGGUUUUGGGAUACGUUUACAGAGCAAAGGUGGAAAAUGAGGUUGAUCGCAGCAUUCAGAAAGUGUAUAAGACCUACAAUGGAACCAGCCCUGAUGCUGCUAGCCGGGCUAUUGAUUAUGUACAACGACAGCUGCACUGUUGUGGAAUUCACAACUACUCAGACUGGGAAAAUACAGACUGGUUCAAAGAAACCAAAAACCAGAGUGUCCCUCUUAGCUGUUGCAGAGAGACUGCCAGCAGCUGCAAUGGCAGCCUGGCCCACCCCUCUGACCUCUAUGCUGAGGGGUGUGAGGCUCUGGUUGUGAAGAAGCUACAAGAAAUCAUGAUGCAUGUUAUCUGGGCAGCACUGGCAUUUGCAGCUAUUCAGCUGCUGGGCAUGCUGUGUGCAUGCAUCGUGUUGUGCAGAAGGAGUAGAGACCCUGCUUAUGAGCUCCUCAUCACCGGUGGAACCUAUGCAUAGUAGAAAAUUCAAACCUGAGCUUUUUGGUCUUGUUUUUCUGGUUUGGAAGGUGAAUUGAGCAGGUCUGCUGCUGUUGGCCUCCUGAGUUCAUUUAGUUAAAGCACAUGCACACUGGUUUGGACAAAGCAGCUUGGCUCUUCAUGUACCUACUUUUUUAUGUACCUUUUACCUACUUAUCCUCGACUUUCUUUUCCCUCGUUCUAGCUGCCUCUCCAUGUCCCUAAGUUUUUCAAGUAUCGUGGUAAAUGUUCUAAUUUCAGAACCAUUUGCGAGUUGUGUAGUGUGGUAGAAUUGAAAGAGGAUGUGGGCCUGCUUUUGUUACCUCAAAUUAAUGGGACUAUCACCAGAUCCUUUCAGUCUUUACAAUUAGAAUUCUUGGCCAAAGGUUUUGGGAGAAGGGGGAGGAAGCCAGCUCUCUGGUUGAACUUAACACCAGAUGGUGCCCUCUCAUCAGUGUCCUUUAAAAAUAUAUAUAUAUUCCAUAGUCCAUAAGAUAGCAAUUGUAUAAAAUGGCUAAAAUAGACUUUAGAAUCAUGUGGUGUAUAUCUUGGUUCAUCUUCAAAAUCAGAGACUGAUCUUUUGAAACUUGUGGUUUUUAAUCAAAGCUGGCUUUAUAGGAGGAAUAUAAUGUAUGCACUACUGUUUUAAAACAAUUAGUGUGAGUACGUGUGUUUUUGUAUGAUUGAGCCCUGUUCAUCGUAAGUCUUAAACUCAUUUGAAAAUAAUGUACCCAUAUAGACUAGCAGAAUAGUAUGUAGAUGUGAUCUCAGUUGUAAAUAGAAAAAUCUAAUUCAAUAAACUCUGUAUCAUCCCUCAA